CAAUCAGAGCAGCCUUUUACCAUCAGAGCUACCUGUCAGUGUCCAUCAGUGCCAGCUCUCAGUGCUCAUCCAUGCCACCUGCCAGUGCCCUUCAGUGCCACAUAUCAGUGCCCAUCUGAGAUGCCUUUUAGUGUCACCCAUCAGUACCAGUCAGUGCUGCCUAUCAGUGCCAGUCAGUGCCGCCUAUCAGUGUGCAUUUGUGCUGCCUAUCAGUGCCACCUAACAGUGCCAGUCAGUGCCGCCUAUCAG
Messenger RNA from Staurois parvus, 249 nucleotides. NCBI's taxonomy places the organism in Eukaryota, Metazoa, Chordata, Amphibia, Anura, Ranidae. The record is from the annotation of a GenBank genome assembly.